GAAGAAGGAGAUAAUGGCGUCAUGUUGAAAAUGUUAAUGUGCGACUUCGCUGACUUUUAACACUACAUUCUGUCUGCUGCACGACGAACUUCCAUCGCGACGCAAUAAGGGAGUUAAACGAGGAGUUCGAUAUUAACACCAAACGUCAAGAAACGUAGGUGAAUUUUAACAUGCAGCAGCUGUCAGUGUGUCAAGAAGAAAUUAUCCCUGAGAAACAUGGGAGUGGUCUUAUUGACAUGGAGAAUAUCAAAGAGGAACAAGAGAAUUUCUGGUCAAGUCCGGAGGAACAGCAAUUUCACCAGCUGGAGUCUGAUGUCAUUAAGUUACCUUUGGCUCUUGUCUCUGUCAAGAGUGAAAAUGAAGAAAAACCAGUCUUAUCACAGCUUUAUUUAAGCCAAUCUGAUGAGAACGCACAGGCAGAGCCUCCAGUGAGCAGCUCAUUUGCACACAGAACGCUUACAGCACGAGCUGAUCGAGAGGACAGUAGAAUACCACAACCAGACAGCAACUUGGACCCAUACGCGUAUACCAAAGGCAAGAAUUCAGACAUUUCUCAAACUGAGACUGACAGUUUUGACUGGUAUCAAACACUGGCAUAUUCAAAAAACAAGAGUGAAAAACCAGUUGGGUGCCUUGAGCAUGGCAAAAGAUGGAGGCAAAAUGACAAAGAGAAAAUGCACCCCAAAAGUCAUACAGGUGAGAAGCCAUUUGGCUGUUCCAAUCAGGGGGAACAGCAACUUCACCAGCUGGAGUGUGGUAUCAAAUUACCAUUGGCUCUUGUCCCUAUCAAGAGUGAAAAUGAAGAAAAACCAGUGUUAUCUCAGCUUUAUUUAAGCCAAUCUGAUGAGAACACACCGGCAGAGUCUCCAGCAUGCAGCUCAUUUGCACACAGAAUGCUGACAGCACAAGCUGAUGGAGAGGACAAUGGAAUACUUCAAACAGACAGCAACUCAGGCCCACAUACUGAAGGCAAGAAUUUAGACAUUUCUGAAACUGAGACUGAUGACAGUUUUGAAUGGUAUCCAACAAUGACAUAUUCAAAACACAAGAGUGAAAAACCAGUUGAGUGCCUUGAGCAUUGUCAGAGGAGGCAAAAUGACAAUGAUGAAAUGCACCCCACAAGUCAUACAGGUGAGAAGCCAUUUGGCUGUUCUGAGUGUGGCAAAACCUUUGGACGAAAGAGGUAUCUCAAAGCGCAUAUGAGAAUUCAUACAGGAGAGAAACCAUUUGGAUGUUCUGAGUGUGACAAAACCUUUGGACAAAAGAAUGAUCUCAAAGUGCAUAUGAGAAUUCAUACAGGAGAGAAACAAUUUGGCUGUUCCAAAUGUGGUGUAAGAUUCCGACACAAGAGUAAUCUUACCACACACAUGAACAGGCAUAAAGGAAAGAAACCAUUUGUCUGUUCAGAAUGUGGUGGAAGAUUUCGACAAAAGAGUAAUCUUAACGUACACAUGAAAAGGCAUAAAGGAAAGGUAAAAAAGGAAUAGCUUGCACCAGCUGUCAUGCUUAGUUAUCAUGUUACGGUGUAACAUGUUAUACGUCAUAGAAUCCAAUGGAUGUCGACUUU
Thalassophryne amazonica is the source of this 1567-nucleotide messenger RNA. Its product is annotated as gastrula zinc finger protein XlCGF57.1-like. The transcript is spliced from 2 exons. NCBI's taxonomy places the organism in Eukaryota, Metazoa, Chordata, Actinopteri, Batrachoidiformes, Batrachoididae. The record is from RefSeq and is a predicted model, not a curated record. The coding region runs from base 171 to 1487 and encodes 438 amino acids.